Molecule: messenger RNA, 1345 nt
Organism: Podarcis raffonei (Aeolian wall lizard)
Lineage: Eukaryota; Metazoa; Chordata; Lepidosauria; Squamata; Lacertidae
Product: ADP-ribosyl cyclase/cyclic ADP-ribose hydrolase 1-like
Exons: 9
Coding region: 86-994 (302 amino acids)
Biological process (GO): positive regulation of B cell proliferation
Cellular component (GO): plasma membrane
Molecular function (GO): phosphorus-oxygen lyase activity; NAD+ nucleosidase activity
Source: RefSeq, a predicted model, not a curated record
GGAGAUAUAAGAAAGUGACUUUUCUGCCAAGGAUGAACUAAACAGAAGCAGCAGCUGUUGCUGCUUUUCAGAAACUUCCAGCGAGAUGCCCUUUCCAAGCAGCUCUUCCAGGACCCAGCGGCACAAACUGAUAUUGGCAGGGACCAUGGUUGUUUUAGUUGCCUUAGUGAGCGCUGUGUUGCUUGCUGUGUUCAUACCUGGAAGGAAAGGAAGCCCUGGCUCAGAAGUAUUGCAGUGGGAAGGCCAAGGGACCACUAAACAGCUGAAGGAAAUCGUCUUGGGGAGAUGUCACAACUACAUUGCCAUAGUGAAUCCUGAGCUCAGAGACAAAGACUGCCUCAAAAUUUGGGAGCUAUUUCAAAAUGCCUUUAUGUACAAGCAUCCAUGCAGGGCAACAGAGGAAGAUUUCCAGCCUCUGAUGGACCUGGCCAGACAAUCCAUCCCAUGUAACAAGUCGCUGUUUUGGAGCAAGACAAAAGACCUUGUACACCGUUACACAAAAACUAAUCGUGAUUUCCUCACAUUGGAAGACACUUUACUAGGCUACAUGGCAGAUGGGCUCUCAUGGUGUGGAGACCCCUCCAGCCCAGGAGUCAACUACGAAUCUUGCCCCGAAUGGACUGAGUGUGAGAAUAACCCUAGUUCAAUGUACUGGAAAAUGUCGUCCAAGAUGUUUGCAGAAGCAGCCUGUGGUAUAACUCAAGUGAUGCUUAAUGGGUCCAUAGAAGCUGGAGCAUUCAGAAACAACAGCAUUUUUGGCAGUGUUGAAGUUGUUAACUUAAAUCCGAAUAAAGUCUCCAAGAUGCAGAUUUGGCUUAUGCAGGACAUUGAUGGACCACAAAGUGAAACUUGCACGGGCCAAUCCAUUUUAAAGCUGAAAGCUAUCCUGGAAAGCCGAAAGAUAAGUGUCUCUUGUGAAGAUAAUUACAGGCCAGUUCGGUUGCUUCAGUGUACCAGUAAUCCUGGCCACGCCAGCUGCGAUGUCUGUUCCUGAAAACAUGAGGACCUCAGCAUGGGAGGAAGACAAAGAAGAGAAAACCCACAUACUUGAAGCAAGACCCAAAAAUGUCACAGCAAAUGAUCUCUGGACAAAAAGGAGCAAGAAGUUCUCUACAGCUAACAAGACUCUCCUGAAGUUGGCAUCACUUGGUCAGUCUUCCAAGUACAAACUCUUCAGGAAAAGUUCAAGAGGGGUUUUAUUUGAAGUUGCAAUGGGAUAUGGCAUCACGCCUUGAAGGACUGUUUUGAAGGAACAAAAUGUUAUUGCACUGAAUAGGAGGUUUUAUUCCUUUACAUAUGAGAAACCGUUGGGGUUAUUUAAUAAAGGCAAAAUCCAAAUGCAGUA